AUGGCUUCGAAGAUCAUUGUCCUCGGAGGCAUUAAGGGCCAGCUUCGCGCAGCAUUCACCAAAAUAGCCAAAUUACAAGCGAAACAAAAUUUCUCAUUCGCGAUUAUCGUUGGAAAUCUGUUUUCUGACGGCUCAACAGAGAAUGAGGUAGAAGAGAUUUCUGCCUUGCUGCAGGGUACUUACAAUGUGCCACUACCUACAUACUUUACAAUCGGCGAUCAAGCUCUUCCCGCGCGGAUAGUGGAGAAGAUCGAGGCUGACGAUGAAGUGUGCGAGAAUCUGUAUUUCCUCGGGAAACGAGGUACCCUCAAGACAUCUGAAGGCAUUCGCAUUACUGCGCUAGGUGGUACAUUUGAAGGCGGAGAUUCCAAGUCCAAGCCUGAAAGCAAUGCAAGCGGGAAGUUCCAAACAACGUACCAUGAGUCUGAUGCGCGCGCACUGUAUGGAAUCCACAACACUGAUAUUCUCAUCACGAAUCAAUGGCCGCGAGGAAUCCGCUUUCGAUCCAAAGCCGCCCUUCCAGCGGACCAAAGCCUUCUGCCAACGGAGAUACAGUGCAUUGCGGACGUAUGCGCCUCGCUUAAACCUCGUUAUCACUUCUCGGCCUCAGACGGCUUCUUCUAUGAACGAGAGCCAUUUUUCCACAUGCCAACCGAAGACAACCCCGACGUCAAACCAUUGACUCGCUUCAUUUCUGUUGCCUCUUUCGGUUCUAAGGAGAAGGCGAUGUACGCAUUCUCCCUGGACCCAAAAGCCGCCCACCCAAUCUCAAUUCCAACUGGCGCAACGGCAUCUCCUCUCUCCACACCUCAAACCAAGCGCACCUUUCAAUCCACUCAGAAAGAAUCAUUCCAGCGCUUCGCAAAUGGGGAUGGCAGCGGAGGUUACCGCGAGAAUAAGCGUCAGCAACGUGCGCCUCCUCCAGGUCCUGACCAGUGUUUCUUCUGUCUCUCCAAUGCCAACGUCGCCACUCAUCUCAUAACCUCCAUCGGCAACGAAAGCUAUCUGACAACAGCCAAGGGCCCCCUCCCUCCCGCCAACUUCUUCCCUUCCCUCAACUUCCCCGGACACAUGCUCAUCAUCCCAUUCUCCCAUUCCCCAACUAUCAACUCCAUUCAAGAUCCAGAAUCCCGGUCUUCCACCUGGUCUGAGAUGCAAAAAUACCGCGCCGCCCUCCAAAACGUUGUAUCUGACCGUUCAACCGGCAAGCUAGGCGCCGUUACCUGGGAGGUCAAUCGCGGAAACAACAUUCACACACAUUGGCAAUUCAUGCCCGUGCCCACAGAGUUGAUCCGCGACGGCCUGGUAGAGGCUGCGUUUAAAGUCGAAGCCGAGAACCUGAAAUACCCGCACCUUUCAUCGAUACCAACAGAUGAAUCGAAGGGCGCGGACGAACCAGGUGACUUUUUCAGAGUUUGGAUAUGGAGCUCGGAAGUUUCUGCUGAUUCUGACUCUAAACCUUCUACUGAGAAGAUCCUUUUGCUUGAGUUGACGCCUGACUUUCGCUUUGACCUCCAAUUUGGGCGUCGCGUUAUGGCUAAACUACUUCAGCUGGAUAAGCGUAUGCAUUGGAAGGAUGCAACGCAGUCUAUCAGUGAGGAGGAGACUGAUGCGGAGGCGUUCAAGGAGGCUUUUAAGAAGUAUGAUUUCACUCUGGAGUGA
This is a messenger RNA of Penicillium taxi, 1662 nucleotides long. RefSeq names its product CwfJ domain protein. Gene Ontology annotation, cellular component: post-mRNA release spliceosomal complex. The coding region runs from base 1 to 1662 and encodes 553 amino acids. The record is from RefSeq and is a predicted model, not a curated record. Gene Ontology annotation, molecular function: RNA lariat debranching enzyme activator activity. Lineage: Eukaryota; Fungi; Ascomycota; Eurotiomycetes; Eurotiales; Aspergillaceae. The transcript is spliced from 2 exons. Gene Ontology annotation, biological process: mRNA splicing, via spliceosome.